AUGGAGAAUGUUGAAGCAAAUUGGGAAAAUCUUCCCACGCUCUGUUUCUUUUUAGUUCUUAACAAAUUAGAUGCCUAUAGCAAUCAAGUUCGAUUUGGUGCAGUUUGUAAGCAUUGGCAUUCAGCCUUCAAUAAUUUUGUUGACUUGAAAAGGCAAUCAUCACCUAAUCUAGUUCCCAUGUUGUUGAUUCCAACAAGAAUGAGCAACAGAAUUCGACAAUUAUGUAGCCUACAAGUCAAAACAAAAUUCUGCAACAUUGAAUUACCAAAAUCUCAUAUUAUGAGAUUUUGUGGUUCUUCUUAUGGUUGGUUAGCGGCUGUGAACAACAAUAUGGUUAUAACUCUCGUAAAUCCUUUUAAGGAUGGAAUCACAAUUGAUCUUCCUGAGAUUGAACUUCUAUCAGAUCGAACAUCAGCAGGUUACCAAUUUGACGUUCAUAAGGUUAUCUUGUCAGCUGAUCCUUUAUCACAUCCAGAUAAUUAUGUGGUUGUGGUUAUUUAUAGCAAUAGAGCCAGAUUAGCCUUCUAUAAGCCUACACAGAAAAGUUGGAUAUAUUUGGAUAAGAAUUUGACAGCUUUCACUGAUGUUAUUUUUUACAAAAAUUUAGCAUAUGCUAUUGGAACUCGGAGUUUGGUAAUAUCUUUUGCUAUUAAUGAUAGUCUUGACGAUAGUUUGAAAUCACCAAAAGUGAAGAUAGUCAGGUCGGCAUAUCAAAGGAUAGAAGACUAUGUUAAUCGAGCAUAUCUUGUUGAAUCAUCUAAAGGAGAUCUAUUCUCUAUUAAAAAGAAAAUCGAAUUUGAGGACUCUCGUGAUUAUUCUUAUUUUACUAAGAGUUUCAAGGUUUUCAAGUUGGUUUUGGAUGAUCAAAGUGGUAAAUUGUUAGAGGAAAAAGAGGUCAAGAAUAUAGAUGGAGAUGUAGUGUUUGUGGGUGAUAAUCAAACCUGUGUUGUUUCAGCUUUGGAUUUUCCUGAAGGCCAACCUAAUUCUAUAUAUUUCACAGAUGAUUAUUUCAUUUUUACUGGUUAUUGGCCACUUGGCCCUCGAGAUAAUGGUGUUUUCAACAUGAAAGAUGGAAAAGUGGAAAAAUAUUAUCGACGAAAAGCUCAGCAAACAGAUUUACCUCCUCCUCACAUUUGGGUCCAACCAUCAGUUGAAUUUAAAUUUCGAUAG
Molecule: messenger RNA, 1170 nt
Organism: Theobroma cacao (cacao)
Lineage: Eukaryota; Viridiplantae; Streptophyta; Magnoliopsida; Malvales; Malvaceae
Product: putative F-box protein At5g55150
Molecular function (GO): protein binding
Source: RefSeq, a predicted model, not a curated record